This is a messenger RNA of Paramecium octaurelia, 613 nucleotides long. Lineage: Eukaryota; Ciliophora; Oligohymenophorea; Peniculida; Parameciidae. The record is from the annotation of a GenBank genome assembly.
AUGAUUAUUAUAUUUUUUUUCCUUUAUUCAGUACUAUCAUAUACAUUUGUGAUUCAUGGAGAAAAUACAACCACUAUCGAAUAAGACUCAAUUUUAUCUUCCAAAUUUUCUCAAACAAACCCCAUUUAAACUCAAUGCUCCCCUAUUCGACUUUACAUUGUUGGCUCAACUUAAAAUCAAAGCGAAUUUAUUGUAAAAAACAAUAAUGAAACCGAUUUACACUUUUAAUUUAACAUCACCUCAGUUGACAACGAUAUCAUAAGUGUUCAUCAUAAUAAAUAAUUAGAACAGAUUACAAUAAAACCUAAUAAUUCAUUUGAAUUUCAUGUAAAUUAUAUCUGCUUGAAGGAAAUCGGAGAAUAAACUUGGACAACAAUUCAAAUUAUAUAUUAAUUUAACGAAAACCAACACAUUGCAUAUUAUUACAAACUCUGUGGAGCAUCAGAGACAUUUUUUCAUCCAUUAGCAGUUUUGUUGUUUUUUUCCUUAUGUAUUAUAGUGAGCGGGUCUAUUUAUGGAAUUAAGGAAUGGAAAUUGUUUGGGGGAGCCUAGACAGAAGCUUAUGGACCUAAAGCUGCUAUUAUUUUUAUAAUUGUUUCGAGCUUUCUUCUGA